This is a messenger RNA of Linderina pennispora, 255 nucleotides long. Its product is annotated as Yos1-like protein. NCBI's taxonomy places the organism in Eukaryota, Fungi, Kickxellomycota, Kickxellomycetes, Kickxellales, Kickxellaceae. The transcript is spliced from 3 exons. Gene Ontology annotation, cellular component: COPII-coated ER to Golgi transport vesicle; endoplasmic reticulum membrane; Golgi membrane. The record is from RefSeq and is a predicted model, not a curated record. The coding region runs from base 1 to 255 and encodes 84 amino acids. Gene Ontology annotation, biological process: endoplasmic reticulum to Golgi vesicle-mediated transport.
AUGUCUGGCAUCUUCACAUUACUCUACGUUGCAUUGCUGAUGCUUAAUGCAGUGGCCAUCUUGAAUGAGGAGCGGUUCUUGGCGCGGAGUAAGUUUUCCCUCCCGGCAGCACAGGGGCACGCAGAUGUCUACGGAGACACAGAGUCGGUCAAAUCCAAACUCAUCAACCUGAUCUCGGCAGUGCGGACGCUGAUGAGGAUCCCACUCAUCGCCAUAAACGUUCUUGUAAUUGUAUACGAGCUCACCAUCGGCUGA